This is a messenger RNA of Eimeria maxima, 6714 nucleotides long. RefSeq lists its product as hypothetical. Gene Ontology annotation, molecular function: transcription coregulator activity. Lineage: Eukaryota; Apicomplexa; Conoidasida; Eucoccidiorida; Eimeriidae. The record is from RefSeq and is a predicted model, not a curated record. Gene Ontology annotation, cellular component: nucleus; SWI/SNF complex. Bases 1 to 6714 code for a protein of 2237 amino acids. The transcript has 13 exons. Gene Ontology annotation, biological process: regulation of transcription by RNA polymerase II.
AUGGCUGUCUCUGCUGCACAAUGGACAUCUUACAUUUAUAUGAAUAAAUAUAACUCUAUAACAACCUGUAGCAAUAGAAGCAGCAGCAGCAGCAGCAGCAGCGGCGUGCUGCAGCAGCAGCAGCAGCAGCAGCAGCAUGCAGCAUAUCAAGUGCAGCCACGAGAGCUGCUGAUUUGGGAUACGUCGCCUCCGCAGCCAGUGUCUUUGCUGCGGGACAAUGCAGCAGCAGCAGCAGCAGCAGCAGCAGCAGCAGGAGCAGCAGAACCAGCUGCAGCAGCAGCAGAUGCAGCAAGUGGUGGAGUUGGAGUUGAACGGGCAGCAGCAGCGGUGACAGCAGCAGAAGCAGCAGAAAAGGCAACAGCAGCAGCAACAGCAGCAGCACGGGGACGUCUGCUUGCUUGUCUUUGCUUCUGCAUUCCGUCAGCAGCAACAGCAGCAGCAGGCGCAGCAGCAGCAACAGCAGCAGCAGCAGCAGCAGAUGAUGGUGAUUCAGCAGACUACAGCAUACCCCCUGCUUGUAAGAGGAGAAGAAAUGCUGUAGCAGCAGCAACAGCAGCAGCAGCAGCAGCAGCAGAAGCAGAAGCAGCAGCAGCAGCUGCUGCUUCUUGGCAGGAGCAGCAGAUCCAAAUAGUAGAUGCAGAGCAAUUGCUGCUGCAUACUGCUGCUGCUGCUGCUGCUGCUGCACCUCUCCUGCUGACGCUGCCUCCCCUACCUGCUGGGUCUCCCGGGGCAUUUGCUGCUUGCUGCUGCAGCAGCAGCAGCAGCAGCGACAGCUGCUGCCCCCUUCACUGCUGCUGGAAGGAGACAGAGGGAGCGAUGGAGAUAGAAGCACAAGGGACGCAUGCAUGCAUGGACAGCAGCAACAACUGCAGCAGCAGUAGCAGCAGCAGCAGCAAUCCUGCUGAUGGACAUCUGCUGCUGCAUGCUGCUAAUGGCCCCCCUAUAGCAGCAGGUGCACCACGAGUUGCCCAGCUGCUGCUCUCCCUGCAGCAGCAGCAGCAGCAGCAGCAGCAGAUCUCCUGUGUGCUGCGGCAUAUCUGCAGCAGCAAAGGAUCUUAUUUCUCCUUAGGAAGGAUAAAGGCUGCUGCUGCGCUGCUGCCGCAUGCAGUUGCUUCUGCUGCUCGCUUCUCCUUACGCUGGCUGUCUUCUUCGCAGCAGCAGCAGCAGCAGGAGGAGGAAGAGGAAGAGGAGGAGGAGCAAGAGCAGCAUCAGCAACAGCAACAGCAGCAGCAGCAGCAGCAGCAGCAGCAGCGGCUUGCAGUGGUAUGCAUCGCAACACUACCAGCAGCAGCAACAGGAGCAGCAACAGCAACAGCAGCAGCAGCAGCAGCAGAACGAUACGUCUGCAUGUUUUGUAUUAACCAAGACAUGGAGGUGGGCUCUGCUGCUCAGCAGCCUGCAGCAGCAGCAGCAACAGCAGCAGCAGCAGCGUGGCUGGUGCUGCUGCGGGUGUCGCAGCAAACAGCAGCAGUUGUUGAUACUGUGCCAGUAGGCAUGGAGCAGCAGCUGCUGCUGCAGCUGCAGCAACAGCUGCUGCUGCCUCUCGUGUCUCCUUCUGCUGCCUUGCUGCUGAGCCCAAGCAGCAGCAGCAGCGGCAGCACGGGGUGCUUGCUGCUGCAGUCCAAUGUCUUGCUGCUGCUGUCUUUCUCCUUCUCUCCUACAGCAACUGUGUAUAUAUCUCGUCGCUGCGUGCUUCCUGCUGCUGCUGCAGCAGCAGCUGCUGCUGCUGUUGCAUGCGGCGGUGUGCUGCUUACAGGAGACACCUUGUGGCUGUCUCCGCAGGUGCAGCAAGGGGAAGAACUGCAGCAGCAGCAGCAGCAGCAAUUGGUGGCUAUAGACCUAGCAGCAGAGCCGCCGCUGCUGCUGCCCCUUUUAAGCCUGCAGCAGCAGCAGCAGCAGCAGCUGCGGUGGAUAAUCUGUCGCACCCUUCUAUGGAGGCCCAUGGAGCAGCAGCAGCAGCAACAGCAGCAACUGCAACAGCAGCAGCUACAGGAACCAUCUGACAGAUUCAGAAGCAUCAGCAGCAGCAGCAGCAGCAGCAGCAGCAGCAGCAGCAGCAUAUCCCAGCAGCACGAGGCAGUUGAUCUGAUGCUGCUGCAGGUGUCUAGACACUGCGUGAGGGUAUUAGGUAAGGAAGCAAUUUGCUGCUUCCUGCUGCAUGCGCUGCAGCACUGUAGCAGCUGGCAAGACACCGCAGAUACAGAGAGCGUCAUCUCUAGCUGCAGCAGCAGCAGCAGCAGUAGCAGCAGUAGCAGCAGCAGUCACAGCAGCAGAAGCAGCUACAGCAGCAGCUACUACACAGUCAGGAGCUCUGCUGCUGCUGAUGAACUCUGCAGCAGCAGCAGCAGCAGCAGCAGCAGCAGCGAGGUAGACGGUGGUUGCUACUACUCUGGGGCUUCGCUGCUGUCUGUUGAUGUCCUUAGAGCACUGCGCAGCAGCAGCAACUGCUGCUGCUGCUGCAGAGACAGCGUGCUGCUACAGGAAGCAGUUGCUGCAGCGGGUCGUGUUGCAGCAACAGCAGCAGCAGCAGCAGCAGCAGCAGGGGGAGCAGCAGAAGCAGCAGAUGACUGGGUUGUCUUUUUGCUGCAGCGCAUACUGUGGGCCCUUACGAAGCAGGCAUCAGCAGCAGCAGCAGAAGAAGCAGGAGCAGCAGCAGCAGCAACGAUGGAUAGGCUGUCAAGGAGACGAGCUGCAGCAGCAGCUGCUGCAGCAGGACCUUUCCUGCAGCGUGCUGCUGUUAGUGCUUCUUUCUCUCUGUUGUAUUGGCUUUCUCAUCUGCAGCAAGAGCAGCAGCAACAGCAGCAACAGCAGCAGCAGCAGUUGCUGCAGCUAGGAGCAUCGGAGGUGUGGGGUCGUUUCUUGCUGCAGCAGCAGCAGCAACUGCUCAUGCGUCGCAGCUCCAAUGCAGCAGCACCUGCAACAGCAGCAGCAGCAGCUGCUGCUGCUGCUGCAUUCUCUUCUGCAGCAGAGACAUGGCCUGUCUCCGCUGUCUUUCCCCCACAGAGUCAACAGCAGCAGCAGCAGCAGAACGAAGAGCAGCAGCAGCAACAGCAGCAGCACAGCUUUGCAGUCCCGCUGCUGCUGCGCCCUGGGGGUGUGUACACAAUUAACACGCAGCUGCAGCACGGGGAGUUGCUGCUGCUGCAGCAGCAACCGCUAGUUGCUGCUCUGCAGGACUACGUGCUGCAGCGUCUAUAUCCGCUGCAGCAGCAAAGUAUCGAUUUGCUGCUAGCAGCAGGAGAAGAGAAGAAGCAGCAGAGGUCGCAGCGGCUGCUGCUGCUUGACCAGCUGCAGCAGCACCAGCAGCAGCACCAGCAGCAGCAGAUGGAUCCUGCUGGCAGUGACGCCAUCAGCAAGUUUGCUGCUGCUCUGCUGCAGCGGGGCAGCGCGCUGUGUGUCUUUCUUAGCUGCUGCAGCAGCAACUUGCUGUCAGCACAGGGACGGCCGCAGCUGCAGCUGCAGCAGCAGCAGCAGCAGCACGAGCAGCAACUUGCUACUUUGCUGCAGCAGCGUUUGCUGCUAUCGUCGUCAGAUCAGUGGCGUCUGCUGCUGCUAGGCGCAGUGCGGCAGCAACUGCAUAUUUGUGCAGGUAGCGGUAUAACAGCAGCAGCAGCAGCAACAGCAGCAGCAGAGGUGCCUGUCCUCACCGUGGCAACGGCUGCAUGCGCGGCGUUCGCACAGAGACUGUGCAUGCAAACCCUUCGUAGCAGGAGCAGCAGCAGCAGGAGCAGCAGCAGUAGGAGCAGCAACUACAGCAGCAGCUGGAGCAGUCCUGUGAACGGAAUAGACAUACAGCAGCAGCAUCCAAGUGUCUCUGCAGCAGCAGCAGAAUCAGCAGCAGCAGCAGCAGCAGAUGCUGCUGCAGUGCGGCGCUGCUUUGUGCCCUUUUGGCUUCCCGAGGCGAGCAGCAGCUGGGAUAGCAUAUGUGUAAUAGACUGGCAGCAGCAGCAGCAGCAGCAGCAGGAAAUGCAGCAGCAGCCACUGCAGCAACUGCAGCAAGUGCAGCAGCAGCAACUGCAGCAGCAGCUGCAGCAACUGCAGCAGCGGACACUGGGAUGUGUCGCCCCGUUUGCUGCAGCAGCAGCAAUUGCUACUCAUGCAGACUCAGUGGUGGCGCAGCAGGUGCUGCUUGCUUUGUGCUGGCAGCAGCAGCAGCAGCAAGAGCAGCAGCAGCAGCAGCAAGGGUGGGAGAAUUUAGAUACCCAGGUUACCCAGGCAAAGGAGACAGCGGAGUGGUUUGGGGCCAUCUUUGCUUCCUUUAGAGGCCGUCGUGCUGCUGCUGCUGCUGCUGCUGCUGCUGCUGCUGCAUUCCCCUUCUACAGCACAGCAGCAGCAGACCUGGUGCAUGAUAACAAGUCACCUAGGGCAGCAGUGCUCUUGCUGCUGCAGCGGCAGCAACUGCAGCAGCAGCAGCAGAAUGGCUGCUGCAGCGCAGCACGGCCUUUGCUUGACUCCCUUACUGUCUCUCCUCCUGCUGCUGAUUCUAUAGAGGCAGGAGAGACCCUGCUGCUGCUGCUGCUGCAGCCUGUCUCUAAGGAGCUGCAGAUGAUGCAUGUGUCGCUGCAGCUCUGGCUGCUGUUGCAGCGGGGCUGCAGCAACAGCAACAGCAGCAGCAGCGGCAGCAGCGGUCUCCUCACCACCAGGAGGGCAUGCAUAAAUCUGCCUGCUGCUGCUGCUGCUGCUGCAGCAAGGGCAACAGAAGCAAUGGGUUUGCUGCGCAGGGCAUUGGAGAUGUACCUGCAGCAUGCAGCCCCAGUAGUAGCAGCAGCAACAGAAGCAGCAGCAGGAACAGCAGGAGCAGCAGCAGCAGCAUACGCAGUGCGUACGAAGCUGCUGCUGCUGCUCGCUCAGCAGGCAGCAGCAGUAGCCCCUAGUGUUGCGCUGCUGCCGCAGCACAGACACCCGGAGCUUGCUGCUGACGCAGCAGCAGCAGCUGCUGCUGCCGCUGCAGCUGGGCAAGACGUUGUAGGCCCGAGCAUACGCACACAGCUGCUGCUGCUGGCAGCGGAAGCAGCAGCAGCAGCUGCUGCUGCUGCUCCAGACUCUGCAGCAGCACAGGACGUGCUGCUGCAGACAAGAAGAAGAGCAGCAGCAGCACUAGUAGAGGAUGGCUGUGUCUACAUGGCGCUGCAGCAGCUGCAGCAGCUGCAACAGGAGAAGGGAGGAGACAAGGAAGGGGCCUUGCUGCUCCUGCUGCUGCUGCUGCGCCUUAUGCUGAAGUCACGUGUGCUGCUGCAUAAGAAGGCAACAGCAGCAGCAGCAGCAGCAGCGGAAGAGCGUGCAUGCACAGAGACUGCAGCAGCAAACACAGUGUCUGCUGCUGUACAGACACUGCAUGCAGAAGCAGCAGCAGCAACAGCAGCAGCAGCUCAAUAUGGUGCUCCUGCUGCUGCUGCUGCGUUGCUGCUGGAGGAGCAGCAGGCAAACGGAUCUAUAGAAGCUGCUGCUCGCCUCUGUUUGCUGCAUGCAGCUGCUGUCUGGCUGCAGCAGCUCGCUCAGCCGCAGCAGCAGCAGAUGCAGCAGCAGCAGCAGCAGCAGCGUACGGAUUCUGCUGGCAGCUUCCCCUAUUGGCUGUUGCAGGCAGCUGGUAAUCUGCAGCAGGAGCUUGCAGCAGCAGCAGAACCGUGGGAAGCCAUACAGCAGCAGCAGCAGCAGCAGGAGCAGCAGCAGCAGCAACUGCAGCAGCUGCAGCAGCUGCUGCUCUCGCUUAAGCCAAUUGUUAGCGAUGGAGCAACGCAGCAGCAGCAAUAUAGAGCAUUGAAUGUAGCAGCAGCAACGUUGCUGCCUCCCCUUUUUGGGUGUGUGCAGCAGCAGCAGCAGCAGCAGCAGCAGCAGGAGUUGUUGCUGCAGCAGCAGCAGCAAUCCCCUCUUGCUGCUUUAUCUCGUGUUGCUGCUGUCCUUACACGCUGCGGGCUGCUGCUGCAGCAGCUGCCGGGGUGUACAGUCACCUUACCCCCUUUGCUGCCGCUGCUGCUGCUGCCGCUAACAGCAGCAGAGACACUGCGGCUACCCCAAGUGCUGCUGCUGCGUGCUGCUGAGGAGAGGCAGCCUCCUUCCCCCUCUUCCAUUGGAAGGCACCAGCAGCAGCAGCAGCAGCAGCAAGGAGAUAUGAUGGAGCAGCAGCAGCAGCAGCACGAAGACCUUCUUGCUGAUGUAUGGGGGGGCAGCGUGUGCAGCGAGUAUGAGGAGACAGGUCCCCUGCAGCUGCCUGUAGUAGAGGACGAGCAGCAGCAACUGCAGCAAAAGAGGACCGUGUCUGCUGCUGCAGCAAAACAGAUUGCUGCACUUGCUCAGGCUCAGUGUCUCCUUUACUCGAUAGACAAGGCGGCAUUCUCUCCUUCUAUUCCUGCAGCAGAAGCAGCAGCACGUCUUGGGGAAGGGAAUGCGCAUUCGCAGUUGCAGCAGCAGCUGCAGCAGCAGCAACUGCAGCAGCAGCAGCAGCAGCACAGUAGAGUAAAUCGUUGGGACGAAUUGCUGCAGCAGCUGGAUAGACACUGGAAGAGAUUGACUAGUGGCAGCUCCUUGCAGCAGCAGCAGCAGCAAGGGACUGGUGCUGCUGCUGCCGUUGCUGCAGCUACGCCACCUACUGCAGCAGCAGCAGCAGCAGAACGUGUAGAAGCGCAGCGGCUGUUUGCUGCACUGCAGCAGCAGCUGCAGUCUCUUGCUGUUGUACUAGGACCCAAUAAAAUACCCGCAAGUGUUUCAGCUGCUUAG